Drosophila teissieri is the source of this 423-nucleotide messenger RNA. RefSeq lists its product as uncharacterized. The coding region runs from base 1 to 423 and encodes 140 amino acids. The record is from RefSeq and is a predicted model, not a curated record. Lineage: Eukaryota; Metazoa; Arthropoda; Insecta; Diptera; Drosophilidae. The transcript is spliced from 3 exons.
AUGCUUAUCAUUUGGCUGAUUUUUUCAUGGGUCGUUCUGUGCUUCGCUCAGACAGUAUACGUGCCCUAUAAUCAUUGCGCUGACUACUCUAGGUACGAGCUGCUGGACGAUGGUCGUACUUAUUUGGGUAUUUUCACACAUCCUUCGGGGCAAAAUCCUUUUAAUAAGUGGUCCGCAACAUUCGAUAUUCGUGGACAUCGCGAGAUCUUUGUGAGUCACCUGAUGCCGUAUCGCGAAAACAUUUCAAAUGGCCAGCGCGGACAGGUUUUUGUUUACUUUGUGAAUAUCAGAACAGAACUGCCCAUACUAACCGUUCUGAAACUGAACAAACAGACGCUGUGCAACGGUACUGGAUACGAAAGCCCCUCUACCAAAAUUACUACACACUAUACAAUGGAGCUAUCGAGAAGCAAACAUAACUGA